Cyphomyrmex costatus is the source of this 426-nucleotide messenger RNA. Its product is annotated as probable transcriptional regulatory protein pdtaR. Gene Ontology annotation, biological process: phosphorelay signal transduction system. Bases 1 to 426 code for a protein of 141 amino acids. The record is from RefSeq and is a predicted model, not a curated record. NCBI's taxonomy places the organism in Eukaryota, Metazoa, Arthropoda, Insecta, Hymenoptera, Formicidae. The transcript has a single exon. Gene Ontology annotation, molecular function: RNA binding.
AUGGACAUCGCGAUGCCGACCGUCGAUGGCAUUGAGGCCGCUUCGCAAAUCACAGCAGCCCACGUUGCACCCGUGGUGAUGCUGACUGCGUUCUCACAACGUGCGCUCAUCGAGCGUGCCAGCGCCGCCGGUGCGAUGGCAUACCUGGUCAAGCCGUUCGUACUCGCCGACCUGAUCCCCGCGAUCGAGCUAGCUCGCAGUCGGUUCGCCGAAUUGACCGACCUUCAUUCUCAAGUCGACGAGCUUUCAGAGCAAUUGGCCACGCGCAAACUGGUGGAGCGCGCGAAAUCGAUUCUUCAGCAGGCGCACGGGUUGAGCGAACCGGAUGCUUUUAGCUGGAUUCAGCGUGCCGCAAUGGACAAAAGAAUGAGUAUGAAGGCUGUCGCAGGAAUUGUGAUCGCUGAAGCCGACCGGGCCGAUGGGUAG